AUGGCUCCCGACACGGCGGUGGCGGAAAAGGAGAUCAUCGAGGAACUCCAGCUCAAGGAGAAGCUCACCAACGAGGAGUACAAGAUAUGGAAGAAGCUGGUGCCGUUGCUCUACGACACCAUCCGCUCGGUGCUGCUUGACUACCCGUCGCUCAUUGUCCAGUGGCUCGGCGACUACUCCUACUCAGAUAACAAAAACCUGGUCAAACUACGCUACUUAUAUGGUACUAACACCCUGGAAAAAGGGGCUAAUUACCUUAAGUUGGGCGAGGUGGCGUUGCCGCUGACACUAGCGCCCGACUUUGCCACCGUGUGCCCCAACGCCGACCUGGUGCCCAUCCCGCUCUCCCAGCUCGACGUCGAGCUGCCUUUUUCCACUGUCAACCGGUGGAAAGUGCCGCGGGAGCUUAACCGGUUACGGGUACUGCCGGACGAAGCCCGUGCGGUGGCUAUUGACGGCGAAGGUAUUGUCCACUUAUUCGACUUGGGCAACUACGACCAGCUCACGUUCCGCUACCAUAAACUUGAAGGACAAGCGGUGGAGUGGGUCGACUCGGAACUGUUCUUGACGGGGGCACUGGAUUUCCACAUUGCCCUUUGGGACGUGGCGAAGCCGCUGACCCCUAUCCAAUUAUUCAAGAGCCACGACGGGCCCAUCAACGACUUGUCGCUGCUGAGAGUCCACCCGCUGUUGUUUGCCUCGGUGCUGGACGAUUACACCACGCAAUGGCAUGAUAUCCGCGACAAGAGCUCUACCGCCAACCCUGCCAUCAAAGUGACGAAUCCCCAAGUGCAGAUGGCGGUAGCAGUCCAUCCCGAGCUUGCUACCGUAUAUGCCACCGCGGGCAGAGACAACGUGGUGCUGCUUUUCGACUUGCGCAACCCCAACCAGGCCUUCCGCGAGCUCCACGGCCACACCGACACCGUGAUCGGGGUGCGCUGGGACACCCACAACGACCCGAUGCAGCUUUUGCUGUGGGCGUUGGACAAGCGGGUGAUCACGUGGGACUUGGAGCGGCUCGACACUGAGUUCGUUUACCCUACCGAUGAGCAGCAGCAGCUGCUGAAGCGCGGCAAGCAAUCCGCCACUAAGGCGGACCCCUGUCUCAAAUUUAUCCACGCCGGCCACACCAAUCGGGUCAACGAUGUCGGCAUUCACCCCAAGGUGAAGGGGAUCUAUGCUCUGGUAGGAGAGGACAAUUUAUUGGAGGUGUGGAAGCCGAAAACGUUGAUCGAACGCAGCCACGACGAGGAAUAG
This is a messenger RNA of Diutina rugosa, 1257 nucleotides long. It is a transcript of the gene UME1, whose product is annotated as Ume1p. Bases 1 to 1257 code for a protein of 418 amino acids. The record is from RefSeq and is a predicted model, not a curated record. The transcript has a single exon. Gene Ontology annotation, cellular component: cytoplasm; Rpd3L complex; Rpd3L-Expanded complex. Gene Ontology annotation, biological process: regulation of gene expression. Gene Ontology annotation, molecular function: histone binding. Lineage: Eukaryota; Fungi; Ascomycota; Pichiomycetes; Serinales; Debaryomycetaceae.